UUAUUCACUUUAAAAGAUGAACUUUGAUUUCUCACCCCCCCCACACACACCCGUAUUUGGAAAGUACCCGGAAGUCAAACCGGAAACCGAAGCCUCAGCUGGGACUCUUCAGACUUCACUUCACACACUGGAGGAGACCAUGGCUAAGAAACUGGUGGUCAUCGACACGGACUGCGGCAUCGACGACGCUCAGGCCAUCAUCAUGGCCCUGGCAGCGCCCGACGUCCAGGUCCUGGGCGUCACCUGCGUGUUCGGGAACGCGGCCGUUGACGACGUGUGUCAGAAUGUUUUGCGGGUGCUCUCCGUCUGUGAGCGCGAGGGGAUUCCCGUGUUCCGAGGCUCCGGCGGUCCUCUGGUCAGAGACAGCAUGUCGUGUACUGACCACUUUGGAAGUGAUGGACUCGGAGAUGUGAUCGAGGACAAAGAUCCACGGUGGGAGGAGAAAAUCCAGAGAGAGCACGCGGCCAAUGCAAUGAUCAGACUGGUGUGUGAAAACCAGAACCAGGUCUCCUUGGUGGCCCUCGGCCCGCUCACCAAUCUGGCCCUGGCUGUCCGACUGGAUCCGAGUUUUCCCCAAAAGCUCAAAGAUCUGUACAUCAUGGGUGGCAACACGGAAGGAAAAGGAAAUGUGACCCUGUGUGCCGAGUUUAACUUUGCAAUGGACCCAGAGUCUGCCUACGUUGUGCUCGAAGAAUUCCUCUGCCCCACGUACAUUGCGUCGUGGGAGUACGCGUGCAGAAACGCACUGACGUGGGAGUUCUUCGAGGAGUUGAUCAAUCAGGACGCGCCCGCCGCCCGCUUCAUGAAGACGAUCACGUCCAAGUGCUCGGCCUACUCCAAAGAGGCCAUGAGGAACAAGAGAGACGUGUACUUCGGCCCCUGCUUCGUCUCAUACGACGCCUACGCGAUGGCGGCCUGCAUCGACGGCAGCGUGGUGACGGAGAGCGUGGAGUGUCCCGUCCGGGUGGAGCUGCAGGGCUCCAUCGCUCGUGGCAUGAUGGCGCUGGAUCGCACCGACACGUUGAAGAAGAGCCACAGUGUGAUUGUUCUGACUAAGUGUGACGUCGCCAAGUUCGGUCGGCUGCUAAUGGAGUCUCUCAGACAACCAUGUAAGAAGUGAUCUUUAAAACUGGAUACAUUGCUCGUACAAACGUGGCACUUAAUUGUGGAAAGCUGAAUAGAUGAGGAAAAAUACAAAUGUAGCUGCUUCCAAACACGACACCAGGGCUCACUGGACGGUUUGAUGUGUCUGAAAAUGGAGUGAAUCAUUUGCUACGGCCUUCGGUCACCAGGGACGAGAGUCACUGAGGCUGUACGUCUUCUAAAGGUUAUUUUUUUCUUUCUGUAAUUUGUCACCAAUCUGUAAGUGUAUCGAUGAAAAAAAAAGUACAAUCAGACUUACUUGCCUGAAUCAGAAUGUCACAGAAUUUGUAUUAUCAUAACUUUAAAAUUAGGCGUUGGGCUGAAAUCUGUUAUUUAAUCUUGAUGACAAACUGGGGGCCAUUCUACUGUGUAAUACAAACCAACUAAUCCUCACGCACGACUUUGAUAUAUUCAUCUUCCCCCUGGUUUUCUUGCUUCUCCGUCUCUAUGGUGCCGGUGAUUCGACAUCUAAAAUAGGCACAUGUAGGACAUCCAGCCUGCUUUCAGGAAGGAUAGAUCCCCUUCUCUAUUUGGGAAAGUCUCCGUGAUGCUCAGCCCUGCGAGAUCACUGGCGGUAGACUCAGCUGCUGUUGCAGCCGAGGGUUUUAAAAGCAGCGUUUUGUUUCUGACUCACCGGCGUCAGUGGCCUCUUGACAUUGACCUUUGCAGCCUGGUCUGGCUUCACACCUACUCUCUUGAAGCUCGUCACGGGGAGGGUUUUUCGCGCACACUGAGCUGCUGACCGUUACUGACCUGUUGGAGGUCGGGGUCCAGGUGCCUCAGUGGCGAGGAGAGAGUUCACUUCUCCAGGGAGGGUAACGUCAGAGUGAAUGCUGAGGAGGAGCUAAGAAAUGAGAGACUCCAUUCGUAAGGAGUCCUGUCUCUUGAAAACAGACUCCUGAGCAGGAAACCAUGAUGCAACGUUUGACGUCAAUAAAGCCCAACAAACCACU
Scophthalmus maximus (turbot) is the source of this 2096-nucleotide messenger RNA. RefSeq lists its product as uncharacterized. NCBI's taxonomy places the organism in Eukaryota, Metazoa, Chordata, Actinopteri, Pleuronectiformes, Scophthalmidae. Bases 17 to 1120 code for a protein of 367 amino acids. The record is from RefSeq and is a predicted model, not a curated record. Gene Ontology annotation, molecular function: hydrolase activity, hydrolyzing N-glycosyl compounds. The transcript is spliced from 6 exons.